Molecule: messenger RNA, 1110 nt
Organism: Sapajus apella (tufted capuchin)
Lineage: Eukaryota; Metazoa; Chordata; Mammalia; Primates; Cebidae
Gene: TLDC2
Product: TBC/LysM-associated domain containing 2
Exons: 7
Coding region: 126-776 (216 amino acids)
Biological process (GO): response to oxidative stress
Cellular component (GO): nucleus
Source: RefSeq, a predicted model, not a curated record
AGGCUGGGGCGGAGGGGCCAGUCACCUGCCCAGGGACCAGAGAUCAAAGCCACAGCUGCCGCAGACAGACCACCAGGGCUGAGGAUUCACUCACUGCCCAUGGCCGGCCGGGCAGGGACAGGAGAAUGAGAGGCCUCCGCUGGCGGUACACUCGGCUGCCCAGCCAGGCGGAGGACACCCUGUCUGGGGAGGAGGGUAAGGAAGAGGAGGAGGAGGAGGCGGCGGCAGCUCCAGCCUCAGCUGCUACUCCUGAGGAUCCCACGAUGCCCCAGCUGACAGAAGCCAGCCAGGUUCUGAGUGCUUCAGAGAUUAGGCAGCUCAGCUGUCACUUCCCACCAAGAGUCACCGGCCAUCCCUGGAGUUUGGUCUUCUGCACGUCAAGGGACGGUUUCAGCCUGCAGAGCCUGUACCGGCGGAUGGAGGACUGCAGUGGGCCAGUGCUGCUCGUGCUCAGGGACCAGGACAGGCAGAUAUUUGGAGCCUUCUCCUCCUCGGCUCUCCGACUCAGCAAAGGCUUCUAUGGCACCGGCGAGACAUUCCUCUUCUCCUUCUCUCCACAGCUGAAGGUCUUUAAGUGGACUGGAAGCAACUCUUUCUUUGUGAAGGGAGACUUGGAUUCACUGAUGAUGGGCAGUGGCAGUGGCCAGUUUGGGCUGUGGUUGGAUGGAGACUUGUUUCACGGCAGAAGCUACCCUUGCGCGACCUUCAACAAUGAGGUGCUGGCCCGGCAGGAGCAGUUCCACAUCCAGGAGCUGGAGGCCUGGCUUCUCAACUGACGGCCCUGUGGCAACAGGUACUCAGCCCUGCUCAUGAAUGCCACCUAGGCCUCUCUGACACCCGUGCUGUCUGAAACACAGAUGGUGAAGGGCCCUGGAGUAGGCCGUGGCUGCUGGCCAGACUCCUUGUGGCCUGGGGACCCAAGAUACAGGUGGGAGCAGGCACUGCUCUUUUGCAGAGGUGACUCUGAAGGAUUAAAAGAUGCUUACACCCUACCCAAGCAGCACAGAGUUCCUCAUGAACAUUAUCAUUUUAGAAGUUCUACAACUAAUUCAUGUUUAUAGUAGAAAAGCCAGAAGACAUUUUAAAAAAUUAAAACUGCCUAUAAUUAAA